GAGUUAGAAGAAGGUAAGGUGCCCCAUCCCAUCCUCCUUAGGGCUUGGCAGGUAGCGGGGGUGGGGGCACGAUACUUCAGCCCCCCAGGGUGGCUGAUGGACCUUCGGACCCUUCCAGAUUUUCCGCAGCCACCCACAAACCUGCAGCUGUUUGAGGAGGUCCCCAACACGGUGACUCUGACCUGGAACCACAGCCCCGACGUGCAGGAGGACAGCGAGGCCCACUACGUCAUCAUGAAGCGGGAUGCCAGCACCGCCACCUGGUUCACUGUGGCCGAGCACGUCUUCAGCAACAAGUACACGGUGACCGGGCUGCUCCCCGGCAGGAAGUACUACUUCCGGGUGCUGGCCCGGAACGAAAUCGGUGACAGCGACCCGCUGGACUCCAGGGAUACCUGGCUCGUCAACAAGGACAAGAGUGAGUCUGGGGACUUGGGGGUUCAGGUAACGUCUGGGAUCCCUGAUGGCGGGCAUGAAAUAAGGGUUGCAAGGGGUACCCAAGAUUUGAGGUAAAAU
Molecule: messenger RNA, 516 nt
Organism: Aethalodelphis obliquidens (Pacific white-sided dolphin)
Lineage: Eukaryota; Metazoa; Chordata; Mammalia; Artiodactyla; Delphinidae
Product: immunoglobulin-like and fibronectin type III domain-containing protein 1
Exons: 1
Coding region: 97-513 (138 amino acids)
Biological process (GO): sarcomere organization
Cellular component (GO): M band
Molecular function (GO): protein binding
Source: RefSeq, a predicted model, not a curated record